GGCGGGUUCUAACGUGUUUCUCGAUUUAACUUUGUAACGUAAUAUUAUUAGAUUACUAUUUUAGUCGACACUGAAAGACUGUUUGAAGGUACAGCUCAACGUCAGCUGCUAAUAUCAAGGAUUUCUCGAGAAUUUCAGGCUCGGUGGAAAUGCAUUUAUUUUACACGACGUUUGUUUUGUGGGUCCUCUCUGCAUGUCACAUGACCACAUCCACCUGUGAUGAGCUCCUGUCUUCAGAAGAUGCUGAGUUCUGCAAGGGGAAAUUAAAGGUGAUUUACCCUGAUCUGGUUGUUGACAAAUGCAUGAUCGUCCCUCAGAGGAUCAGAGAGAAGAUCAGUAAGGAGUGGGGACCACCUCAAAUACAGCUGCCAAGUGCUGAUGAGGAGAAGAAAUACACUCUAUUAAUGGUGGAUCCAGAUGCUCCUAGUCGUCAGAAACCUUCUCGCGCUUACUGGAGACACUGGUUACUGGUUGACAUUAAGAUGGUGAUGGAAGAGGGGAAUGAGGAGCUGAAAUGCCCCUGUAGCUCCGCACUCAGCCCGCCUGACCCGUUCUGUCUCUCAAUUCCCUCCUGCUCAUGGAAUACUACCAAAACACAAUCCCCGAACAGCUUGUUCUGCCUCAAACGGACUUUUCCUCCAGAUCACAACGCUCCUAUGUCUUGCUCUGUCUGAUUUCAGUAUCUCUUUCUCUCGCUCUCUCUUUCUCUGCACAUGAAAGCGGAUGUUUUGUUUGCUCUGCCGACAGAAACAAAAGGCAGAGUCAUUAGCGAUAGAGAGUAGUUUGCUUAUGUAAAUAAACCGCUAGGUGAAAAAUCCUUAUUUACUUUUCACCCUAAUAGUCCACCCACAGAUUGCAGUAUCACAUCACCCAAGAGCUGUUGGCGAAUCAAAUAAUUAUUAAUGGUAAUCUUGCACAGGAGUUUUGCAACAUUAUAAUUAUUAUUUAAAAACACGAAAAUUGAUUUCAAGUUCUCUUCCAUUCCAAAAAAUCAUGUUCUUAAUCAGUAUUUUGUCUUAAUUUCUAGUAAGAAUGUCUAAACAAGCAAUAAUUUAAGAAGGACUUUAAAUAAUAAUAUGAUGAUAAUUUUAAAUGAAAUAUACAUAUAAAAUACAUGUAUUAUUUAUUUGCAGAUGUCACUUGCUUUGAUGUUUUAUAUAAUGCAAAGCCAUCAACACAUUUUCACACAGAAAUCACAUUCAAACCAAGCAGUUUUCUGAUGGUUAACGUGACCAACUUGAACUUCGAAAUCUGUGGGGUAAUCUUUCGCCUUCAUGUGAAAUUCCCAAUUGCAUGGAUUCCUUUUCAAAUGACUGGAUUUGGCCUGUGAAAAUUCACCAUGCAAUGGUAAAUGUGACCUUUACACAGUUCGGACUAUGCACAUACUAAGCACAUACUACGCUGUUUCUUACUAAUCGAUAAUAGUGAAAAUAAAGUGUCCAAAUUGUUUUUGGGGCCAUUGUAUCUGUGUGGUCCUGACUGAAAUGACAUUGUCAGCGUUUUUCCCUUCACAAAGUCCAAACUGACCCUGACACACCCGCAUACGCUCAUCUCUCUGUCUCAAUCACACACACCCUCCCAUUCACUGUUCUCCAUUUAGAGAGCAAGACACGAGUGAAUGUGAGUCUCAGUCACAAUAGAGUGUUUUGACAAUUCAUGCUAAUCGCUAACAGACAGAUAUUCA
This is a messenger RNA of Onychostoma macrolepis, 1684 nucleotides long. Its product is annotated as phosphatidylethanolamine-binding protein 4. The transcript has 5 exons. Lineage: Eukaryota; Metazoa; Chordata; Actinopteri; Cypriniformes; Cyprinidae. The record is from RefSeq and is a predicted model, not a curated record. Bases 150 to 674 code for a protein of 174 amino acids.